This is a messenger RNA of Mesorhabditis spiculigera, 666 nucleotides long. NCBI's taxonomy places the organism in Eukaryota, Metazoa, Nematoda, Chromadorea, Rhabditida, Rhabditidae. The record is from the annotation of a GenBank genome assembly.
AUGGAAGCGGAGGUAGAGUAUGAAUUCCGCGCUAACGAGCCCGAUGAGUUGUCCCUUGAAAAAGGAGAAUUGAUUAAGAUCCUCAGCCGAGAUGAAGACCCAUUUUGGUUCAAAGCCGAAAAAGAUGGCGUCCAAGGUUUUGUCCCCUCCAAUUAUAUCAAGAUGAGGGAUCAUCCUUGGUAUUUGGGAAAGAUCUCGAGGAGAGAUGCGGAAGCCCUCCUAAACACUGCCGGAACCGCAAAUGGAACAUUUUUGGUGCGACAUUCGGAGAGCAGUGCCGGAGAUUUUUCAAUUUCUGUAAAAUUUAACGGCGCCAGUGGAGAGACAGGAGUUCAACAUUUCAAGAUUCUUCAUGACGCCGACGGGAAAUAUUUCAUUUGGGAUACGCGAUUCGUUAGUAUCAACCAACUGAUAAACUAUCAUCGGACGGCUUCAAUUUCGAGGACGGAAGUGAUUCUGUUGAGGGAUAUAGAGGUGGAAGCGACAUUUGUGCAAGCCCUAUUCGACUUCCAACCGCAAGAAGAGGGAGAAUUGGCUUUCAAGCGUGGCGACAUCAUUAAAUUGCUCAGCCGUGACGACGAGAAUUGGUGGGAAGGCAAACUGAACGAGCAAACGGGAAUGUUCCCCUCGAAUUACGUGUGCCCAUUCAAUCGGACGACGGCCCAA